Molecule: messenger RNA, 1281 nt
Organism: Aspergillus wentii DTO 134E9
Lineage: Eukaryota; Fungi; Ascomycota; Eurotiomycetes; Eurotiales; Aspergillaceae
Product: NAD(P)-dependent alcohol dehydrogenase
Exons: 3
Coding region: 93-1208 (371 amino acids)
Molecular function (GO): oxidoreductase activity; zinc ion binding
Source: RefSeq, a predicted model, not a curated record
AAGAAAUGCAAGUUUAAAUGGAGCAUCACCCGUCAGGAUGAUUUUGAACAAGAUACUCUGCAAUAUCAAAAAUUGAAGGCCACCCAUCCACCAUGUCCUGCACAACCGAAGCUUUGGUGGUCGAUUCCGCUGGGGCUGAUCCUCAGCUCAAGACGGUUUCUUUGGGCCCUCUCCAGGACAAGGAGGUGCUGGUCGAGAUCCACGCGACAGGUAUUUGUCAUACGGAUAUUGCGUGUAUGGAGGGUAAAUUGCCAGCUGAAUUUCCGAGUAUUCUAGGCCAUGAAGGAGCCGGAGUCGUCCUCAACGUGGGACAAAACGUCAGUGAUGUCCAAGUCGGCGAUAAAGUCCUUAUCAGCUACAGUUUCUGCGGGAACUGUCCUCAAUGCACAUCAGAACAUCCCGCAUACUGUCAAAAUAUGGUUCAAAUGAACUUUGGUGGAAAGCGCCUGGAUGGCACCAGAACUAUCUCCUUGCCUAACGACCCUACAAGAGACGUUUUUGCCAACUUCUUUGGGCAAAGUUCGCUGUCUCGCAUUGCGCUGGUUAAUCAGUCGUCUUUGGUUCCUGUUCCUGCUUCGACGCCUUUGGAGCUUUUUGCGCCGUUGGGGUGUGGGCUGCAGACUGGUGCAGGUGCGAUCCUAAAUACACUCAAAGUUAAACCAGGGAGCUCCGUCGCAGUCUUUGGAGCGGGAUGUGUUGGACUCAGUGCCAUUAUGGCUGCCAAGGUCCGUAAAGCAGAGAUUAUCGUCGCCGUUGAUCUGCAGCCGGCACGACUUGAGCUCGCAAAAGAGCUAGGCGCAACACACACCUUUCUGGGCACUGAUCCAAAUCUAGCGGAACGCAUUCGGGAACUACGCGAGCCAGGAAUGGACUUCGCGCUUGAUUGCUCCGGUGCACCAGCCGUGAUAGAGACAAUGAUUGACUGUCUGGGAAUUCGUGGACGAGGGGCAAGUGUUGGGGCUCCCGCACCGGGAAGAAAAGUGGGUGUGGAUGUAUUUGCGCAUCUUACAAUGGGCAAGGAAUAUGUGGGUUGUCAUCAGGGAGAUUCCACGCCGCGGGAGAUGAUUCCGUCUCUUAUCCAGCAAAAUGAAAAAGGAAUGUUUCCGCUGGAGAAGAUGGUUGAAUACUACGACGUCAGGAACUAUCCGCAGGCAUUUGAAGACAUGAAGAAGGGGAGGGUUAUUAAACCUGUGUUGAGAUGGUUUUGAGCUUUAUAGCCCAAUGAGAUAAGCAUCCAGGAUAGUGUGAGCAUAUAUUUGAAUGCCAUGAGAUAAAUUGCCC